This is a messenger RNA of Pantherophis guttatus, 2543 nucleotides long. The record is from RefSeq and is a predicted model, not a curated record. Lineage: Eukaryota; Metazoa; Chordata; Lepidosauria; Squamata; Colubridae.
GCGCGGCCGGAGCGCUUUGGCGGUUGCACCGGGCAAGAUGGCGGACCGCGAAGAAGCGUUGAGGGAGUUCGUGGCCGUGACCGGAGCCGAGGAGGAGCGGGCGCGCUUUUUCCUGGAGUCGGCGGGCGGGGACCUGCAGAUUGCCCUGGCUAGUUUCUAUGAAGAUGGUGGUGACGAAGACAUCAUGACCCUCCCACAACCAACCUCUAGCUACGUUACCAGAGGCACGGCAGCCAGCGACCACAGGGUGACGUCGUUCCGUGACCUCGUUCACGCUCAGGAGGAGGAGGAGGAGGAGGAGGAAGGACAAAGGUUUUAUGCCGGUGGGUCAGAACGAAGCGGGCAGCAGAUCGUUGGCCCCCCGAGAAAGAAAAAUUCGAACGAGCUGGUGGAAGAUCUGUUCCGGGGGGCUAAAGAACACGGGGCUGUGGCUGUCGACAGGACAGCUAAGAGCCCCGGGGAAGGCAGCCGGCCAAAGCCCUUUGCAGGAGGCGGGUAUCGCUUGGGAGCUGCACCCGAGGAAGAGUCCGCUUACGUCGCGGGAGAAUUGAGGCAGAACGCUGCCCAAGAUGUCCACGUAGUCCUGAAGCUGUGGAAAAGCGGAUUUAGCUUAGACAGUGGCGAGCUGAGGAGCUACCAGGAUCCCUCCAACUCUCAGUUCCUGGAGUCCAUCCGUCGGGGAGAAGUGCCCGCCGAGCUCCGUCGGUUGGCACGUGGCGGGCAGGUCAACCUGGAUCUAGAGGAUCACCGCGAUGAGGAUUUCAUGAAGGCCAGGGGGACCUUCAGGGCUUUCACCGGAGAAGGCCAGAAGCUAGGCAGCACUGUCCCCCAAGUGAUGGGCACCAGCUCGCCCUCCCAGCAGGCGGAAAACGAAGCCAAAGCCCGUUCCCUGAUCACCAUCGAUGAGACGGAGCCCACCACCAACAUCCAGAUCCGGCUUGCAGACGGUGGGCGUCUCGUACAGAAAUUCAACCACAGUCACAGGAUCCGCGACAUCCGGCUGUUCAUCGUGGACGCCCGGCCGGCUAUGGCCGCCACGGGCUUCGUCCUCAUGACCACUUUCCCUAACAAGGAGCUCUCGGACGAGGACCAGACUCUGAAGGACGCCAACCUCCUGAACGCCGUCAUCGUCCAGCGGUUCGUAUAAGGGAUAGCCCGCCCUCCCGCCCGCCGGUCCACAUCGCGCCUCGCUCUCGCUCUCUUUGCGGCGCUCACCGGCCUCGCCGCACAAGGUGGCCACCAGGCGAUCACAGCCAGUUUCCCCGGCUCUGCGGAUUGGCCUAUCGGGCGUUGCGUUUCCCGUAUAUUCGGGUUUUCUUUUCUUUUUUUUAAUUUCUAUUUUUUCUUUCUUUCUCCUGUGCUCAUCCAUGGACUUUUACGAAAGAAACGAAGUACCAAACCGAGAGUGGGUUGUAGGUUUUUGGUUUUUUUGUUUUGUUUUGGGUUGGUUUCCCGGUGUGCCUGCCGGAGCCUGUGCCGGAUAACGGAGGCAGCAGCCUUUUUUUUGGGAAGUGGGAGCGCGAAUGGGAGGUCCCGGAGUCUGUCCUGGGUCCUGUUUUGGGAGUGGGCGGCCCCCCCCCAUUCUUCCUUCUCUUUCGGUGUAUUAAAUAAAGUGAACCCCAAAAAGGGACCUCUUUUAUUUUUAUUUUUAUUUUUAUUUUCUUCCUAUCGUCAACCAACUCCUGUUUUUUCAAUCUGGUCAACUUUUUAAGACGGGUGGAUUUCCAACUCCCGGAAUUCUGGGAGUUGAAAAUCCGUCCCUCUUCAAAGUUGACCAGAUUGAAAAACAUUGCUUUAUAGGAGAUUGUCAAAUUCUCCCCUUCUUAAACAGGCUAAUUUCUCCCUCCCUCCUUUCCUCCCUCCUUCCUUGCCACCCUCUUUUUUUUUUAAAACCCCUCCUUCACCCCAAAAGUUUUGGGGCACGAUACGACGAUGCCAGGUAUGGCUUCGUGGUUGAAAUUUUGCAUGUCAGCUCAACAUGCAAAGGAAUCAUUUUUAUUAAUUGUCCAGCGGGGCCUUUGACCUUCGGGUUCAUUUUUUUGUGAGGGGGUUCUAAGGAAGUUCACAGAGUGGGGGGGGGGACUAGAGCGGGCUGUCCAUCUAUCUGUCUGUCUAACUGGAACCUGCCUGUUUUGAGAAUUGGACGCCGUCCCCCAACUGCCUUUUUGGUUAGUCCUCUGCUGUCUUCAAAAAAAUCCCCAGAAAGCAAUUCCCCCCCUCCCAAUAGUUUUCCUUGUUUGCAGUUUUUCCCCCUCAGUCUGGUCUCCCCCAUCGCCCCUCUGUCCUGUGGGUCACGUUGGGGAGGAAAAUCAUCCGUUCUUCCUUUCAAACCAGGGAUAUCUCACGCAGCCAGGUUUUUUUUCCCCCCUUACUGUAUCUCAAAAGAUAUCGCUGGAUGGUUCAGAAAAGGAUGUUAUUGGUUCCCCCACCCCAAUUUUGUCUCAGCUAACGGAGUCCGCACCGCCUGUCCAUGGCGAAUUCUGUAAAUUAUUGUAAUGUGUGCAUUAAAAAAACAAAAGAAAACAAAACUGACUAUAGGAGAA